CAUGACAUCAAAAUAACGCACGUGCGUAAAUCAUCAAAAAUUUUGGUACACCAAGCAAUGAGCGAAAAAGACUUCGAUUUGGAAUACCUGUCAAAAUCGUACCACUAUAUCCGUGACCGCAUUCCCAUUGCCCCAAAAAUUCUUAUAAUUUGCGGAUCGGGACUGGGUGCUUUGGCUGAGACCUUGCGGCAUCCUUUAAGCAUACUUUACAAGGACGUCCCAAACUUUCCACAGACCACAGUCGAGGGUCAUGAAGGAAAGCUGGUUUUCGGGGAAUUAUCAAGCGUCAACGUUGUAUGCAUGCUGGGCAGACCCCAUUACUAUGAAGGUUACUCGUUGAAACAAAUCGCGAUUCCCGUGAGAGUAAUGAAACUCCUCGGCGUCGAGACCCUGUUUGUAACUAACGCAGCAGGUGGGGUAAAUCCUAGUUACAAGGUCGGUGACAUUAUGGUCAUCAAGGACCAUAUAAAUUUUCUCACGCUCGGAGGUCAAAACCCUCUGAGAGGCAAGAACGACCCAAACUUCGGUCCCAGAUUUUUUGCCGCUAAUAGGGCCUACGACAAAGCGUUGAUAGCGACUGCCAGGCAGGUCGCACGGGAGUUGAAACUAGCCCACGUCUACCACGAGGGAGUUUACGCCAUAUAUAGCGGACCUAACUACGAAACUGUGGCUGAAAUUAAAAUGUUGAGGAUGUUGGGCGUGGACGCGACAGGCAUGUCUACAAUUCCGGAAGUCCUGGUGGCAAAACAUUGCGACAUGACCGUUUUCGGUAUAAGUUUGAUCACCAACAAGUGCAUCGCAUCGUAUGACGUAGAAGACGAACCUAAUCACGAAGAAGUGUUAAGAGCCGUGACGCAAAGUUCGGAACGGCUAAAACAAUUCGUUUCGGGGAUUGUAGCCAAAGGGCCAUGUGGUUGUAAAAAUGAGCGCGCUUAACUAAUAUAAACAGUGCGCUUCGCACUUUUCUAUAGUGUAAUUUGUACACCAAGUCAAGUCAUUUGCCGUUUUCGUUUUUGACAUAUGUAGAGGUUAUGGUUUCUUAUUUUUAUUUGGGUGUUGUUGAUUUCGAUAUUUAGAUUUUUUCGAAGGUAUAUCUUAUUCAGUGUUUGUGUGUAGUACUGCUGAUUUAACAAGAUUGCUUUCGAAAAAUGGUCUCAAAAAGAAGCCGCUUCGCUAGAGGGACGCAUUGUGUUUCUAACGUGCUCCUGCAGACCACUAUGGAACUUUCGCAAAAUCGAUGUAAUUAUAUUGUGCGUACACCCUGUAUAAACCGUCUUUCACUUAUUGCCGAAUUUCAAAGCCACGACAAACUUUAAUAAA
Messenger RNA from Cylas formicarius (sweet potato weevil), 1320 nucleotides. RefSeq names its product purine nucleoside phosphorylase-like. Gene Ontology annotation, biological process: nucleoside metabolic process. Gene Ontology annotation, cellular component: cytoplasm. The transcript has 6 exons. Lineage: Eukaryota; Metazoa; Arthropoda; Insecta; Coleoptera; Brentidae. The coding region runs from base 58 to 936 and encodes 292 amino acids. Gene Ontology annotation, molecular function: purine-nucleoside phosphorylase activity. The record is from RefSeq and is a predicted model, not a curated record.